GUCAUUUCCGUUGUCAGGUGGUGCUGUCGCUGUGGAAAGAUGCGAUCAGCGACGAGCGGAGGCUUUUCCUUAAUUGCUCAUUUCGGUAACAGAGGCUAAACAAGCCGAAACCAAGCCUCUAUAGUGGGCUCUGCUGUUCCAGAGGGAAGCUCCGCACAUCCACCACAGCGUUUACCCGAGAAAUAUCCAUGUUGUGAGCAGACAACGCAGACUUUACCCGGCGGUUUUGGCUCGAGAGCUCCAGUAUGUCCAAGCGGCGCUCGUCGGAGAGGGGGGCUGGAGAGACAUCAGGGAGGGCCAGCAAGCUGCAGUGUCCUGGGAUAUCCGGCAACAACGCCAAGAGAGCCGGACCCUUCAUCCUCGGGCCUCGCCUGGGCAACUCACCAGUGCCCAGCAUAGUGCAGUGUCUGGCCAGGAAGGACGGCACCGACGACUUCUAUCAGCUCAAAAUCCUUACGCUGGAGGAGCGAGCGGACUCUGCAGGGGAGACUCAGGAGGAGAGGCAGGGGAAGAUGCUGCUGCACACAGAAUACUCUCUCCUUUCUCUGCUGCACAACCAGGACGGGGUGGUCCACCACCACGGCCUCUUCCAGGAUCGAGCCUAUGAAAUCGUGGAGGACAUGGAGGCCAACAAAGUACGCAAAAUGAAGAAGCGGAUCUGCCUCGUGCUCGACUGCCUGUGUGCUCACGACUUCAGCGACAAGACGGCAGACCUGAUAAACCUGCAGCAUUAUGUAAUAAAGGAGAAACGACUGAGUGAGCGCGAGGCCAUCGUCAUCUUCUACGACGUGGUGCGAGUGGUGGAAGCCCUUCAUAAGAAAAACAUUGUGCACAGAGACCUCAAGCUGGGAAAUAUGGUGCUGAACAAACGGACUCAUCGAAUCACCAUCACCAACUUCUGCCUGGGGAAGCACCUGGUGAGUGAGGACGACCUGCUGAAAGACCAGAGAGGGAGUCCGGCCUACAUCAGCCCUGAUGUGUUAAGUGGUCGGCCCUACCGUGGUAAACCCAGUGACAUGUGGGCUCUGGGUGUGGUCCUCUUCACCAUGCUCUACGGCCAGUUCCCCUUCUAUGACAGCAUACCUCAAGAGCUCUUCCGCAAGAUCAAGGCUGCAGAGUACUCCAUCCCAGAGGACGGCCGCGUGUCUGAGAACACGGUGUGUCUGAUCCGAAAGCUGCUGGUGUUGGACCCUCAGCAGAGGCUGACUGCAGGGGAGGUGCUGGAGUCGCUCAGUGGCAUUAUAUCCUCUUGGCAGUCUGUUUCCUCGAUGAGUGGCCCUCUGCAGGUGGUGCCGGAUAUUGACGAUCAGGUCAAUCACCCAGAACUUCUGCAAGAGGCCAAGGUGAUAGAAGAGUCUUCACAGUACGAGUUUGAGAACUACAUGCGCCAGCAGCUGCUGCUGGCGGAGGAGAAAAACACUAUCCACGAGGCCAAGAGCUUUCUCACCAAGCGCCAGUUUGGCAGCAUCCCACCUGUAAGGCGUCUGGGCCACGACGCCCAGCCCGUCAGCCCACUAGACGCCAUCCUGGCACAGCGUUUCCUCCGGAAGUAGUCCCGAAACCAGCCCACGGCAGCCUCUCUGACCUCCCCGGGGACACCUGAGGCGUCCAGAGAGGACCGAGGAGGAAUAAAAGCCCCAAAAACUGAACUCGCAUACAGGAGGCCCAGUCUGAAGCAGGAAUACAGACGGGCCCCGUUCGUAGGGUGGGCUUUGGGCAAGCUAAGGUGGAGCAGGUUGCGAGGAGGGCACCGGAACAAAAAAACUGCCGAUUUUAAAACUUCUUUUAAAGCUCCUCGUGCCUGGAUCCUCCCAGAGAAACACACGGAAAGCCCCCGGAGGAAGAUCUGAACCAAAGGCUCCUUGCCCUCAGGUCACCCACAGUCAGAUCUCACUGUGCAACCAAGUCGCACACGGGGCCGACACAAGGCUCCGCCCGGAGCGGUGAAGAGACGUUUCACCCCAAAUUCCUCCUCCUCCUCCUCCACCUCCUCCUCCUUUUGAGAUCUCCCUACUGUAACACUUCCCUCGUCAACUCUGGAUCCCCUGAGCAAUACAGGACCAGAAUCAUGUAGCAACCCCCCCUUCUCUUCCUAGUGGUUAUAAUGGUAUUGCCUCAAGUCAGAUCAGCUGAUCACAAGAUGUCACUUCUCUAUACCUCCAUUCCACCCUCCUCCUCCUCCUCCUCUCACUCCUUCCUCUUCCUCUCUACCGAAAAACGAUCCAGACCGGUCCCCCGUCUGUAACUCUGACUUCAAAUCAAUCUACCUCUCUGUCUCUCUUCUCUGUUGGUAAACCAUGCUCACUGUUCUGAGACAAGGGAUUGUAACAAUGGAGUCUUGAUGCCACCAGUGACGUAAAGCAUUAAUGUUUUCUAUCAGUGAUAAUGCU
Messenger RNA from Centropristis striata (black sea bass), 2390 nucleotides. It is a transcript of the gene stk40, whose product is annotated as serine/threonine kinase 40. Lineage: Eukaryota; Metazoa; Chordata; Actinopteri; Perciformes; Serranidae. Gene Ontology annotation, molecular function: ATP binding; protein kinase activity. The transcript has 11 exons. Bases 246 to 1553 code for a protein of 435 amino acids. The record is from RefSeq and is a predicted model, not a curated record. Gene Ontology annotation, biological process: protein phosphorylation.